AACGGGCUCCUCUUUGAUAGAAACAGUCACACAGUGACACCGGAGACCUCAUCACUAGAGACACAGCAGCCGCCGCCUGGUGUAUUGUAGGAAAAUGGCAAGCCCCAGGACAAGAAAGGUGCUAAAGGAAGUUAGAGUACAGGAUGAAAAUAAUACCUGCUUUGAAUGUGGAGCCUUUAAUCCUCAAUGGGUCAGUGUGACUUAUGGCAUCUGGGUGUGCCUGGAGUGCUCUGGAAAGCAUCGGGGGCUGGGAGUCCACCUCAGCUUUGUGCGCUCGGUGACUAUGGACAAGUGGAAGGAUGUAGAGCUGGAAAAGAUGAAGGUUGGAGGCAACGGCAAGUUUCGCCAGUUCCUGGAAACUCAGGAGGACUACGACCCAUGCUGGAGCUUGCAGGAGAAAUACGACAGCAAAGUAGCAGCUCUUUAUCGGGACAAGAUUGCAACUUUAUCUGAAGGACGAGAGUGGUCUGAGGAGACAUCACCUGCACAAAACUGGACUCCUCCUCAGCCAAAGAUGAUGGGUGGUUCAUCUCAUCGCUCAAAUGCAGGAAGUGGCCACACAGGAGCUGCCUUUGGAGACAAAGCUUUUGAGGACUGGUUGAACGAUGAUGUCAAUUCCUAUCAGAGUGGCAGUGGUGUUGGAAACCAGGAGAACCGAUAUGUCGGCUUUGGGAACACGGUGAAUCCUCCCAAAAAAGAUGAUGAUUUCCUGAACAAUGCAAUGACCUCUUUGUACUCGGGUUGGAGCAAUUUCACAGUGGGAGCCAGUAAAUUUGCAUCUGCUGCCAAGGAAAGCGCCACCAAGUUGGGAUCUCAAGCAACACAGAAGUUUUGGGGAGGGAACAAGCAUCCACCGGACUCGGCCUGUGAGCUAGGCCAGACCAUUAAUGAAAAUGUUGUCAAACCAACACAGGAGAAGGUAAAAGAUGGACGACUUUUAGAAGAUGUUUCCAGUCUAGCAUCAAAGGUGCAGGGCGUUGGUUCAAAGAGCUGGAGAGAUGUUACCACAUUUUUUUCUGGGAAAAGUGAGGACCACGCAGAGAGCUCCACUGCAGGAGAGGGCUACCAACAAGAACCUGGUGAUACCUAUCAGAAUGCCACCACUGGAAAAUCCUUUUGGGAGACGUUUGGCAGUUCUGAAGAACUAAAGAAGCCUACAAAAUCACCGAGUGGGGACAGCUGGACCUUCCCUGAAAACACUACAGAGCGAAAGAGCUCUGACAGCUGGGAGGUUUGGGGGUCUGGCACUCCCUCUAAUAACAAGACCAGCAACAGUGAAGGAUGGGAAAACUGGGACAGCCACUGGGAGGGUGAAGGAAAGGGGAAGAAGGGCAGCCAGAGCCAGGCACCUGCUACAAAUGAUGGGUGGGAUAACAGUAACUGGUAGUGUGCGAAGUGCUAGUGGGGGUUAAGGAGAGAUCCUUCUUUCCAAUAACCUAAACAGUCUAUGUCAAAGAUAAUUAAGUGGUAUCUCAAGAGGCUUUGGUACCACCCAUGAUCACUCUUGUUGCUGUCUGUCUUUACAGAGCAAACAUAAUAUAUAGUCCUCGUUGUACUGUACCUUAUGUUAAUUGGAAAUAUGGGGCUGGCUGUGUGUAUUCAAGGGUGGUACUCUCCAGUCGUCCUUUGGUAACAAAUCACAAUUGAUUUGUGUUUUAUUCCACCAUCUGCUCCCUACUCCUGACAGCAUUAUAUCCCAAACAAUGGUUAUGGCUGAGGAAAGGGGCUAUGGCCUGUUAGUGCCCUCCGUUUCCUUUCCCCUAUUGUCAACAUCUAUCUCUUCUAUGUGUGGCGACAUGAAGGAAAUGUAGGGGGCCGCUCUCCAUGCUGUUGAUAUGGUUUCAUUCUUCAAUGUAUAGGUGACUCAGUCGUAAUAUCAGGACGAUUUGUAUCAAUUUAAAAUGAACCAUGUUCCCCAGUGUACGUCAGACCACCCCUUAACACAUUGUGCUGCUGUGUUUUCUCUCCUUCAUCUACUGCCUCUGUACCUCAGGUACAGUUCAAUCUCCAUUAUGUUUACCAGAUAAUGUCACGGACCUGCUUGCUUCAUAUUGCCCGGCGCUAGCCUGUAACUGUGAUCAGUGUUGCCCCUCACAACAGGUUGAGGGCAGCAUAUCUAUUAGUUAAUGGCAUAUUACAGUAUUGUGUUGAGGCUAAAUGAUGAUGAUAUACUGUGGCCCAGUGAAAUGUUACUUUGUAAACAUAAAGGGGUUUGCACUGUUGCAGCUGGCUCACAGGAGGAGGUGGAGAAACAUCUUCUAUCAUUGCUUUCUUAUCAAAUGUCGGAGGCCCCGUCUUAUAAAUUAAACGCUAGGUUAUAUUUUCAGAUCAAUAUUUUGAUAAAAUGAUAGCUGUAUUGUUUACAGAUUGUGAAAUAUGUACUAUAUUUUCUGUGUCUAGCAGAGUUCUAAAUAAACCCUUAGUUUAACUAGAAUAGAUGUAACUCCCCAGCUCCGAGCUUGCUGUGGAAGUCGGAAGUGUCUGCAGAACAUUCCAUUAAUAUAUAUAUAUAUAUAUAUAUAUAUAUAUAUAUAUAUAAUAUAUAUAUAUAUGUGUGUUCCAAUGUCUAACGGAGAAAAGGCUUUUAGUCUAGCCUGUAAAUCUGUAUACUGGCAUCUCAUUGCAUUAAUAUCAAAAUGUUACGCUUAAACUCCUCUCUACUGAGGGGCAAAAUGACUGUGCAAUAUGUUGCUGGCCUGUCAGUUUUUUAGCUGUGUAUUUGGAUUAGUGUGCAUGGUGUGUGGAAUGAUCACAGUAAGCCUCAUUGUUCACUGUUCCCUUUUACCCUUAGGCCGGCAGCAAUUUUUAUGCUAUGAGUAUUUGAGGUCAUAGCCAGUGUUACGUAUGUAUAUAUAACAUAUGCACAUAGAAUUUCAGAAUGAAAUUACUUCUGUCCUCAUUCUUAAAUAAAUUGGAUAGCCUUCCUCAUUUUUAUUAUGAAAGUAUUUAGAGAGCCUGGGUGUUCCCAUCCCGGACAGGACACACAUUACAGGCUAUAUGUGCAUGUAUACCUGUUCUCUGAGAACCAGUGAUACCACAGACUAUGGCUAGUAUUUAUGAGUCACUGGUAUAUCCAAAUGCCUUUUGUGGCAGAUAUGCCAGUCUGCAAGGAGUAAAUGACCCUGAUAACUUAUUUUACGCAUCAUGGCUCUAAACACACAUCAUGUUACACAUUUAUAAUGUUUGUUUCUUUUUUUUUUUUUGCUCUAUAUGCUUUCCCCUAUUUCCCUUUGUACGUCCCACAACUUUCUGUCAUUCCAGAAAGAUUGUCAGACCUCAUAUUGUGAGAACAUUGUACAAUGUGAUAAAGCAUAUUUGUUUCUAUUUGGAUUUUUAGUAAUCAUUAUUGUGAUGAAGACAAAUAAUAUAUUGAGGGUACUGAUCUUUUAAAAUUAAUAAACACAGCCAGAAUCUGCCAAAUCCAUGUCCUGUGGCAUGAAAUAAUGAUGAUGUUUAUGGUGCAGUAUGCUUGGCCUUUCAUAUAACCCUAUUUUAUUUAUAGAGCCAUGUUUCCUGUGCAUCCUGCCCUCUUUAGCAUUGUUUGACUGUGCCAGGUAAGUCAGACUUUCAUGCCAAAGAGCAGCAUGUCAGAUGUAGAGGGGGGCAUUAAUGGAAAAUAUGCCAGUGCAGUGGAGCAUCAUUCUGCUUUCUUAAAGGAGAACUCCAUGGGCGAUAUUCAAUUCUUUUCACCCCUUCCACACCCAUUCUGUUUCUGCUGACGGGUGUGGUGUAAUCAUUUCAGCUCACUACCCCUAGGGUAGCAAGGGCGCCCAAUCCUUUACGGAGCUAAACCUGAUUACUAUGGGUGUGAUAUGCGCUAUAACAGGGAUAACCUUAGAAAAGAGAUGGGGCGGAAUUCAAAUCACGCCCAAUGAAUAUAAUGCAUUUUAAGAAUAACCCUCUUCCCAAAAUGGAAUAACACUGUAGGAGAACUAUUCCCAGGAACUCACUGUUUGAGAGUCCCACCAUGGUGGCUGUAGUGGCUACUGCUUUAGACAGAAGGUCCUGGAGCAAUACAGAGACUGAAAUAAAGAGUUUCCUCCUGCUAAUUAUGCUUAAAGAAGUAACCAUUAGUGUUCACUCUAUGGGCAGGGCAGGGCAGGGUGCCGGUCUGUGAGGGGCACAAGCGCGCGCUGCAAAAGGGGCGUGGUCAUGCAAAUAGGGGGCGUGGCCAAAUAACGUAAUACAAGGGGUCGGUUCAGCCCACAGACGGUGGGCGGCCAGCGGCGUCACUGUUGGGGGUGUGCUCCCCCAAGCUCUCUCUCUCAGCGUGAAUGGAUGCCGCGCGCAUGCGCACGGCAUCUUUACACGCUGGGAGGGCAGAAAGCGGGUGGCUGUUUUAGCAGGGCGCCGCAGAAAGGGCAGAGCGGGUUUUGCCCUUAAAAAAUCGGGCAUGGCGCAGCACCCUGCUAAAACAGCCUAGAGUGAACACUAAACCAUUAUCCACAGGGGUGAGAGAUUCCCAAACUGCUGGGAUCCUUUUGACUUGGACCCAAAAGUUCUAGUAGAGUGGGUGUGGUUAUUGUCAGAAUUAAUUUUUACAGCUUUUUUCCUUUUGACAAAUGCUUGCUUAAAAUCACAUAAUUGGUUUCUGGGGCUUUUUUAAAGUGAUUGUGACAGCAUGUAACAUACAGAGGGAGGCAUUUCUCUGCACAACAAGGUUGAGGAGAAUGUCUGGAAUCACUCUUAUCCAAUUGAUAGUGGUAGUUUGAGGGCCAAAAUACUCAUCUGCAAUUGCACUAAGCAUGUUAAAUUGUUUCAAUAUAUACCCCGUCUCUCACCACCACAAUAUGCUGACAUGUUCCCUCAUUCUCCGUCCCCUACCUACAGUAAGCGAAAACUUCAUGUACCUACUCUUGUCAUGCUGUGCUACAGUUACUGUAGGAGAUUGUGAGUUCCUUCCUGCACUCAAUAUUUGCAGAAACUGUGUGAACAGAGUGCUGGAAAAAGUCAAAGGAAAGUCAAUUUGUGGUCCAGGAGAUGUGCUUGAGUCUCUCGUCUCUGCCACCACUAGAAUGGUGCCAUCUGUGACCAGGUUCUCGCUUUAAGAUGAGCAACACUGUUCAGUAGUGCAGUAGGGAGAAGUCUGGUCGCAAAAACAUUUCAUUUGUGAUGCAAUCACUUUGUGUUUACAAGUCCUGCCUACGGUUAAUAAAGUGCUGAAACAUCUAUUUAGUUGAUAGGCUUUGUGCUCUGAGUGGCAUUUUUUACUGUGAAUGCAUUUGAAAUUGGGGGCUGGGGAGUCUGUGACAUUCUGAACAAGUAUUCUUCAACCCAAAUACCCCCAUUUGGUGCCUGCGUUUGUGUAUGGAGUGCUGUAUCUCGGUGUGUCCAUUGCCAUCAUUUUAGUAAUUGUUCUGAUGUCAGAUUCAGACAGUUUAUGUUUUCCAGGAAGAAUUACAUUGAAAAUAAAAACCAACCAUAAAGCUG
This is a messenger RNA of Pseudophryne corroboree (corroboree frog), 5430 nucleotides long. It is a transcript of the gene ARFGAP1, whose product is annotated as ADP ribosylation factor GTPase activating protein 1. Gene Ontology annotation, cellular component: Golgi membrane. Gene Ontology annotation, biological process: regulation of endocytosis; regulation of ARF protein signal transduction. Gene Ontology annotation, molecular function: GTPase activator activity. The transcript is spliced from 14 exons. The record is from RefSeq and is a predicted model, not a curated record. The coding region runs from base 95 to 1387 and encodes 430 amino acids. NCBI's taxonomy places the organism in Eukaryota, Metazoa, Chordata, Amphibia, Anura, Myobatrachidae.